AGAGGAAGAGUGUGAAAGAUACUGAGGCCCAGCUGGAAUAACAGCGGCUUCCUCUGACAGAUCGUGCACGCAGCAGUGCUGAGAGAGGAGUGAGCCCAUGGCUUGGUUCGGUCUGCACGUUUAAAAGCAGGUGUCCCAUGAAGGUGUAUAUGCAGCUGCAUAUGAAAAGUAUAUUGUCAGUUUUCUAAAUAUAAAUAUUGUCUCUGAAAUCUCAGUGUGUAACAUAUUUAAGCUUAUUGUUAUAUUCAUUCCCAGCAGGACACAACAGUCAGUGGGUUAUUUGCACCAGUGGAAGAGGCAGAACAGGCAGCUACGUAGCUUCUGGUUCUGGUUUUAUUCUGGUUCUGGUUUUUCAGUGAGGGUACAUGGAUUGUAUUGAGAUCUGGGAGAUCUGGAAACAAGAAUGGAUGCCUGCUGAAAGCAGCGGUUACAGGCCUACUGGAUCUGAAUGUGGCACAGCUUUCUGAGUGGAUUCUCCAGCUGCCAACAGAGGACACUGUGGUUCUCUCUGUAGACUCUCGCUCUGUCUCCUCCCACGCUCCUCCACUUUGUGGACCAACCGGCCCUGGUCUGCGGCUUGGACAGCGUCUCAUCGCUCUCCAAGAUGAACUUCCAACCUUAAUGUUUCUGAGGGUGGAUGAAGGGCAGCGCGGCCUGAUCUGGGCCCGCGGACGUGUGUGUGUAAUCUGUCAUGGAUCUGGUUUCAUAAUAGUUUAGACCGGUUACAAGACUGCCCGCUUAUUAGGACAACAUUAGCAACAGUGGGGAUAUGGACGGGGCGGAUGUGAGCCAGCUGUCCGACGAGGAGCUGCUGAUGCUGGGGAAGGAAGAUCUCAUCCGGAGGCUAAGGAGGCUGGAGAGCCGCAACAUGGACCUGAUGCUGGAGCACGGAAAUAUGAUGAAAGACGUGAACCGGAGCCUGCAGAUCCACCUUCACGAGAUCCGGAGUCUGAAAGAGGUCAACCAGAAACUGCAGGAUGAUAACCAGGAGCUCCGAGAGCUGUGCUGCUUCCUGGACGAUGACCGACAGAAGGGGAAGAAGGUGUCCCGGGAGUGGCAGCGGUUCGGCCGCUACACGGCCAGCGUCCUUUGGAAAGAUGUCGGGCUGUACCAGCAGAAGCUGCAGGAGCUGGAGGCUGGCCAGGAGGCGCUGAGGACGGAGAACAUGGAGCUGAAGGAAAUCGUCCAUAUGCUGGAUGAGGAGAGGAGCGGAGCCGGCUCCCGGAGCUCCAUCGACAGCCAAUCCAGCCUGAGCAACCUGAACGUCUCGGUGCCGGUUCGGGACGUCGGGGAUGGUAGUAGCACAUCCAGCACCGGAAGCGUCGGUAGUCCCGACCACCACAACCCCUUUCACAAAGCAUCAGAGGGAAAGAUCGCUUCUCUGAGGAGGUCUAUGGACGACCUGUCCGCCUCUGCCUGCCCCUCAGGAACGGGGCUCAGCGAUGUAUCAGCCAGCUACAUCAGCCAGCUGGAGAACAAGAUGAGGAUGCUGGAGGACGAAAACAAGCAGCUGCUGUCACAGCAUAUCUCUACAUGCGUUCCUGUCUGUUUACUUGGUGAUUACAAUGAUUGUGAUCAGAGGGUGCACCUGCCUCCCCAGGGUGCUGCUCGGACCCCCAGCAGUGAACCCUCCCCCACAGGGUUCUACCUCCCCCCGGAGCAGAAACCAGAAGCUGUAGUCCACGCAAUGAAGGUGCUGGAGGUCCAUGAGAAGCUGGACAGGCAGAGCUCACAAGAAUAUGAUGAAGAUCUUAGUGAGAAAGAGAAGGCCAUUGUCAGAGAGAUGUGCAACGUGGUUUGGAGAAAGCUGGGUGAUGCUGCCGGCUCCAAGCCUUCCAUCCGACAGAAGCUUUCAGGCAACCAGUUUAAAGGGCAUUUAUAGUUGUCAGACACCAAGUGAAAUCACAAGUGGUCCCAGCAAACCUAGUUUGGACUGGAAGCUUUUCUGCAUGGGAUUUGCUCUCUUGGCUAUCAAACUACAACUACUCAGCCUGAACUAAACUGAGUCAUAAUGGAUCAGCUCAGUCUAGCAGGACAUAGUACUGAAAUGCCAACACUGGAAGACUCUGGCAGUCACACCUUUGGUGCAGAUGGACACACAACCAAUCUCAUAAAAGCCUGGAUUUGGGUUUACCUUUUGCCAUCUUGAAAGCAGAAAAUCCAAAUGUGAGAAAUGUGACGGAAGCCUGGUUGGAGCUCAAACGCAAGCAGCAGUCACCAUGGCUUAAUGUGAUAGGCUGAGACACCGGUCAGUCAAGCAAACACAACCAGAAAAGCUCACUUUAAGCCUUAAUAGCUCCUAAAUGGUUCAAUAAUUGUCAGAAUUACCACCUAGACACACACAUAAAAAGUGACACUUAAUAUUGGAAAUAUAACUGAGUUAGCUGGAGCUUUACAUCAAAACUUUUAUUUAAUUUCUUGGAAAUUCAUGGACAUGACAUGACGAUCGUGUCAUUUACAGUGUGAACGCACAGUAACAAUUCAAAAAAGUCAAAGCCCGGAACCACAGAAACUUUUUGCGAUUUAUCUUUUUCUUUUAAUGCUUAUAUUUAAACAGCAGAAUUACUCAUGUAUGCAUGAAAACUGCUGGCUCUUGUUUCAUACCUUCUGUACAUAAAUGUAGUCAAAGUCAGGACUAAAAACUAAGCAAUGAAAAUUCCUGUUUUGAGGAAUGCCACAAAGACAUACAGUGGUGUGAAAAAGUGUUUGCCCCCUUCCUGAUUUCUUUAGUUUGUCACACUUAAAUGUCUCAGAUCAUCAAACAAAUUUAAAUAUUAGUCAAAGAUAACUCAAGUAAACACAAAAUACAGUUUUUAAAUGACGGUUGUUAUUAAGGGAAAACAAAAUCCAAACCUACAUGGCCCUGUGUGAAAAAGUGAUAAUAACAACCUUCAUUUAAAAAUUGCAUUUUGUGUUUAUUUGUGUUAUCUUACUAAUUUAAAUUUGUUUGAUGACCUGAAACAUUUAAGUGUGACAAACAUGCAAAAAAAAAAAGAAAUCAGGAAGGGGGCAAACACUUUUUCACACCACUGUAUGUACAUGAGGACAUAAAAUGUUAAUAUUUCAGGCUUCUCUCUUCCUUAGGAACUGCUUUUACUUGAGACUAUUAUGAGAUGCUCUAAGGGACACGCUUGGGAAACAUGCUUGUGCUGUCUUAAUCACAGUAAGAUUAGAAGAUUGCGGGGUGCCCUGGUAGCUCACCUGGUAGAGCGUGCGCCCCAUGUACAAGGCUAAGUCCUUACUACAGCCCACGACUCUUUGCUGCAUGUCAUCCUCUUUUUCUCUCUCACAUUUCCUGUCUCUCUUCAGCUGUUCAGCCUAUCAAAUAAAGGCAAAAAGCCCAAAAAAUAAUCUUUAAAAAAGCUUAAGCCUCCAUCAAAACUGAAUAUCUCUCUAAGAACUCCAAAAACAUAGUAUUUACAUGUUGUCUUUUGUUGGGUCCAAACUAGCCACCAAUUCAUCCAACAGUCAUCUGGGGGUUUUUUUUCAGGGUAAUUGUGCAAACCUGGCAACCCCACUAUGAGGACAAGUGAGUGCGCCUUGCAGUCACUGCAACCCCUGAAAUGACAAUAUCAUGUCAUUUUCUGUUUAUACAAUUUGAAUACACAAUAUACAGUGUGUAAAUAAGGCAGCUUAGAAGAUGUUAGUAGGUGACUUGGUCCCCUUUUGAUGAACAAGGGCAACGUUUUCUUUCUAUCUUGGUGCUAAGCUACGCUAAAUACAACAAGGAGCCACAGACAUUAAAUUGAUGCAGUCUUCUUAUCACACUAUGAGUAAGACAAAUAACUGCAUUUCCCAAAAUGUCUCAGUGUUCCUUUUCUAAAAACAGGAUAUUAAAUAGCCCUAGCAAAUCAUUUUGCCUUGCUUAGUUUGUAAGUGUCUACAACAAUGUUAUCUUAUGUUCGAAUUACAUAAAAUGAUAAUAAUAUCCAUUUUUAUAUUUUGCAAUUUCAAGCAAACUUUGAUCAUUUCAGGUGACUUAGCACUACAAUUAUAACUUUAUUCCCACCAUGACCAUUUUGAGUGGACAUGAAAAAAGAUAAGGACUACAAACUAUCAAAUUAGCUAACCUCUUAGCUAAAAUACCUAGUUACCAGAAGCUAGCUUGGACUUUUGGAGUUUUGGAUAUUUGAGUUCUACCUACUUAGAUCAUAGUUAGGUCUCUUAACAGCUAGUAUACACUAUUGUCUCAAUUUAACAGACACUCUUCAGAUUGAAAUUUUACAUGUUUCAGGAUAAUGUUUCUAUAUACUGUACACUCGUGUUUUACAAUUUAUGUAGGAGUCAUAAAUUAAGUUAAAUGCUGCAUACUUUCUUUUUGUUUAUUCUCACAUUUGUUCUAAAUGAUUUUGAUAUACAAAGAUAGUGGAAUUUCCUAUGAAAUUCUUUGAGUUCAACACAUUGGUAAAGAUGUUAUGUGUGCACCAUGUGCUGUCUUUCUCUUAAAAAUGGUUAUGCCGUCUUUAUGUCCUAUUUUACUGGAUAAGAAAGUGUGUGCAUUUAUUGAAUGCGUGGUUAAAAAUUCUGAAUGUAGCCGGUGACUUGUGUUUGGUAAUGAACCCAAGUUAUAUGUGGUCGCCUAAACUAGCAGCCACUUGUACAAUAUGAACAGUAAUCAUUUGAAAGAGUAAACAAAUGUUUUAUAUCAGGCUAUUUCUAUAGAAGAUAUUUCUGUUUAAAUUGACAGUUGUUUUAUUUUCAGGUCCAGAGAAAAUACAUCAGUAGAAUGCUUACAAAUGUGCAAAGUGACCUUUGUUGAAAACCCUUACUCCAUUAUACACAAAACUGCUGACUUUUUUUAUUUCUUAAGAGCACAAAGUUAUGUUUUACAAAUAUGUUGAAAAACACAAAAUAAUUUCUUAUAGAGACAUUCAGAUGCACUGCUUAUUCUGUCAUUGACCUAGUGAUGAAAUAUUCCUCUGUGAAAGUGCAUUUUAGAGAAAGACAAGUGCUAUUUAUAAAUACAUAUUUCCAAUAGGUUACCAUGGAGUAGCAUGCCUUUAUAUUUUUGAAUAAGCUGUAUGUAGCUGAAAAUUUAUUUUAGUAGUAUAUGAUUAUGAUAUGAAAAAAUUAAAAAGCCACUUUUAGAUGCUUUUGAAAUAAAAUUUAAUAAAAAAGUAUACUUUCUUUCUAAA
Siniperca chuatsi (mandarin fish) is the source of this 5135-nucleotide messenger RNA. It is a transcript of the gene ccdc85ca, whose product is annotated as coiled-coil domain containing 85C, a. The transcript has 5 exons. The record is from RefSeq and is a predicted model, not a curated record. Lineage: Eukaryota; Metazoa; Chordata; Actinopteri; Centrarchiformes; Sinipercidae. Gene Ontology annotation, cellular component: apical junction complex. The coding region runs from base 770 to 1882 and encodes 370 amino acids.